Molecule: messenger RNA, 1220 nt
Organism: Plutella xylostella (diamondback moth)
Lineage: Eukaryota; Metazoa; Arthropoda; Insecta; Lepidoptera; Plutellidae
Molecular function (GO): zinc ion binding; nucleic acid binding
Source: RefSeq, a predicted model, not a curated record
UGUGGUGUUUGGCCUUUUUGAUAAAAGAUUGUUUAUAGUUUGUUUAUAUUUCUAGUUAGUCUAUUACCGAAUAGAGGAAUGGUGAACAGCAAACUCGUAUAUUAUUUCCCUAAAUAUCACAUUGGCGACGAAUAAGACCCCACGCGAAGUGUAAAUAGUAAAUUAAUACACAUAGCAAGAGCGGAAGGUAUACAUUAUGAGUUCUAGCACAUGUAUAUUCGGUGGUAACCUCAAUUUCGACCACGCCUGUCAUGAAUGGCAAAUUUUCAAAGACCGGUUUGUACAGUUCUGCAUAGCAAACGACAUUACCGAAGAAAACGAUGCAGCAGGCCUUAAAAGGAGAGCCUUGCUGCUGACGGCGCUGGUUGAUGACACAUACCGGGUCGUAAAAGACUUGGCCUUCCCGACCUUACUAGACAAUGUGGAGUACAAGGCGCUUGUAGCAUUGCUAGACCGGCACCUGGAGCCAAAGAGGUGCAGCUUCGCAGAAAGGAGCGCUUUCUACAAGGCGGAGCAGCGGGCAGGAGAGGGACUGGCCGAGUGGGCGGCUCGAGUGCGGAGGGCGGCGCAGUACUGCGGGUUCGGAACGGAGCUCGACACGGCGCUGCGCGACCGAUUCGUCCUCGGACUGGAGGACGCGAAGGAGAAGGAGCGACUGUUCGCGGAGAGCGUGGACACGCUCACUAUGAACAAGGCACUGGAGCUGGCGCAGGGCGUGCGGUGCGCGCGGCAGGCGCUGCGCGGUGCGCGAGGCGCCGGGGAGCCGCCGCAGCUGUUCGAGAUGCGAGCGGGCAGCGGCGCGGGCCGCGCCACGCCGGCGGCCGCGCCGUCACCCGCCGCGCAGACACGAGCAGGCAGGUGUAAGGUGUGCGGCUACCGGAACCACACGACGGACCAGUGUAGAUUUAGUGACUUGACUUGUCAGAAUUGCAAUAAGAAGGGCCAUCUCAGAAGAAUGUGCAAGUCCAGGGGAAACAAUUUCCUGCAGCCGGAGGACAGCGACAUUGAAGACGAUGUCGCAGUGUAAGCAGUAUGGUGGGCAGAGGAAGAUUUUUUUUUCUAUUGGUGAUCGAGUUUUAGUUAAAUGUUUUUUCAAAAAUGGCAACAAAACCGAAUGGAAACUGGGUACAGUCAAGGAAAGAAUAGGUGCCAUGAUGUAUAUAGUGUAUAUAUCUGAUUUAAAUACAGAUGCCAGAAAGCAUGUUGAUCAUCUUCUAAAA